UCUCUCUCUCUCUACUUAUAAGAUGAUUGAAAAUAAGAGGGUUAGCUGAUUAGGGAUACCUGUAUCUCUGAUAUUACUCAACUGCAUACCCUAUAUAUUCCUUCCAUUACUUUGCAACAUCUUCAAGACCUACAGCCUCGAUUCAUCUCUCUCUCUCUCUCUCUAUAUAGGCACUGCCAUUAGUGCACAUUGUGAAUGUAAUUAUAAGUGCACAAACGGAAGUACAAGAAAUACACGCACAUUGAUAAGUACUAAAUAUAGAAGUCAAUUAGUUGAUGUCAAGAAUGAGUACUGAAUCUCAUAUAUCAUCACAACCUCAGCAGCCCCAAAAUCUUGCAGAACCCACCAAUAAAAUCAAGAGAAUUCGAAGCACCGCCAUCGCCGGCGGCGCAGCCAGUAACCACCCGGUGUACCGCGGCGUCCGAAUGCGCAGCUGGGGCAAAUGGGUGUCUGAAAUCCGGGAGCCCCGCAAGAAAUCCCGUAUAUGGCUUGGCACUUUUCCUACACCAGAAAUGGCAGCCAGGGCUCAUGAUGUAGCAGCCUUAAGCAUCAAAGGCAACUCAGCAAUCCUGAACUUCCCUGAACUUGCCUCUGUACUACCGCGGCCGGUGUCGCUCCGCCCACGUGACGUUCAAGAAGCCGCUGCAAAAGCAGCAGCCAUGGAAAAAUUUGACUUAUCACCACCAUCUUCGUCAACUACUACAUCUUCACUUUGCUCCUUUUCAUCGCCUGAUUCUGGUGUAGAUUUGUCAACCAGUUCAGAAGAUUUGUGUGAAAUAACUGAAUUGCCAAGUCUGGGAUCAUAUUUUGACUCUCUAGAACUGAAGAAUGAUGCUGUGUUUUUUGACAACUCAGUUGAUUACGGGUGGUUGGAUCCUCCUCCUCCACCGCUUCCAUGGCUAAGCAGUGGUGCCGAUGAUGGCGGUGGAAUUUUUGAAUCUCUACUGUGGAAUUAUUGAGUGAGUGUACGUCUAUUAGAGAAUUUUAGCCCUUUCCAUUUUUCACAUAAGGGCUAUAAACUUUUCUUUCCUCCUCCAACCUUACCUUGUCUGUUUGCCCAUGUACAGUGUACAUCUUCAAUAAAUCUAUAUGUACAGUGUAGGCGUCGUAAAGUCCAUCAAA
This is a messenger RNA of Olea europaea var. sylvestris, 1122 nucleotides long. RefSeq names its product dehydration-responsive element-binding protein 3-like. Gene Ontology annotation, biological process: regulation of DNA-templated transcription. Lineage: Eukaryota; Viridiplantae; Streptophyta; Magnoliopsida; Lamiales; Oleaceae. Gene Ontology annotation, molecular function: DNA binding; DNA-binding transcription factor activity. The record is from RefSeq and is a predicted model, not a curated record. The transcript has a single exon. The coding region runs from base 276 to 959 and encodes 227 amino acids.